AAAAGCUUCAAGGAAACAACUCUUGCCCAAACGCUGAGCGUUUCAGCUCAAUGAUCACGAGAUGUCACCAGACGAGAUCCUUACCUAGAUAUGGAUCCCCACCAGAUGUGAAGGAGCAGCAGCUGCGGGCGGUCGCAACUGUGGCAGACUUGCGGCGUGCACUGAAGCUUUCCAAUGAGCGCCGCAGCCAAGACUGCAAGAACUAUGCUCCUGAGCGUUUUUUCAGCGCCAAGGAUACAGGGCGAGCUCACGUUUGCGAAUCAGAAGUGAGUCUGACGCAGGCUGUGGUUGUCCCGGCCAAGAUGCAAAUUGCUGUCCAGCGCAUUCGUCGUCGCCACAAACCGAAGAAGAAGAUUGCUUGUCCAACUACAAUUCGCGUGGGAAGGCUACUGCCCAGCGUCCAGGAAUGUUUGAACAAGUUCUGGAGCGAUGAGGUGAACUCGGACGACUUGUUGAGGAUGCGGGUGGUCUUCCGCUCUAUGUCAGAGGACGGUCUGCAUGUUUUGUGCGACGAUCUUCCAGAGCUUAUGAUGCGAUGUGGCUUUCACACCCUUUCCGAAGAGAAGUGCAAGAAACUGGUGCAAGAGGUCACUGUAUUUGACUACAUGGAUUUUCAAGACUUUACCGACUUUAGUGAAAAAGCAAUCCUUGAAGAACGGAAGGGCUAUCGACAGCUGCUCAAGACCUGGGAGCCAAACAGCUGCGACAAUUUCGUGGAUCCGGUUGACAAUGUAAAGAGUUUUAUGAAGAUGCUCAAGGUAAUUUGUACACGUAAGAGCGUGCUGGACAUUUUGGAUGUUGCUGGAUUGAAGGCGCGGACUUGUAUCUUUUUCCAGGGAACUUUGAAAGGCAAAAAGCGGCAAAGGCACCUCAGUCCCUGGCAGGAUGAGCCUUGCAAUUCCCCUCAAGAAAUGCUCCGUUUUCUGGCCGCCUACCAAGCUUGUGAGGGCUUCAGCAAGCAGGAAGUUUCUUCUUUGCGAGCAGCGUUCAAGAGUUGUGAGGAGAAGCCUCAUGCUGUCGGGCCUGAAGGCCGUUUGAUCGAUCCCAAGAGUCUCAGCUUCGGCCUUUUGCGAUUUGGUGGCAUUUACUUUGUUGAAGCCUGGCGGGCAAUGAAGCACUAUCAAAAGGCCAGCGCUGCCGGUGUUUCCUUCUACGAAUUCUUGGUCUGUGCACGGCGAGUGCGCGAAACGCAGCUACAGCAGGUGGCUGAGUACGUUGAGACAAUCUGCGGAGAGGGUGAGAACUUUAUUGAGGAGCUCAGAUCCCUAUGUCGCCCACUUGGCUUCACCUUGCAAAAGGUCGAAGUGGUAGAGAUAUGCCAAGAAAAAGGCAUUGGCCUUGAUGGACCAUUGUCUUUGGACUGUGCGUGGGACUUCGCUGAGCAUGUGCGAAGUUGUCAUGGUUUCAGAAAGGCUGAACAGGCCGAGCUAGUACAGAGCUUCUUGAAGUUUUCGCAGGGAGAGGCUGAGCUGGCAGUGCUUAAAAUCUUGGAGUUGCUUAAUUGGUUAGGACUUGGUGGAGCGCUUGAAGAAGCUCAUCAGAUGUUGAGACAGGUGGACUUCAAUGACAACGGUGUUUUGGACGAGACCGAAUUCUUGCGUCUCAUGAGACUGCAGAAGGAGAGAAAUCUUGUUUCCUACACAUCAGCAUAUUGCAGACUUCACCUUGGUGAUGCUAUCACAAGAAGUCGGAUUUUUGCUGCCUUGGCAGAAUGCGAUAUUUUUACAGAGAACCAUCUUUUGGAGGUAAUCACACUGAAGCACGGCAUCAAGACAGCUUCAGUGAAUUUCAGCCACGCGGGCGUACGAAGGGGCAGCGGAAAGCAGCCAGGGAUUUCAUGGGAUACCUGGGUGAUCCUGGCUGAGGAGGCACGAAAGGUGACUCCUGUUUGGAAGCGUCGCAGUGCUUCUUUCAAGGAGGCAGAAGUGUCCGAGCUUCGGAAGGCUUUUGGUGCUGAAGAAGUGCCGGUGAGCGAUCUCAUUUGGAUGCUUCUUGAUUCAGG
Molecule: messenger RNA, 2002 nt
Organism: Durusdinium trenchii
Lineage: Eukaryota; Dinophyceae; Suessiales; Symbiodiniaceae
Source: the annotation of a GenBank genome assembly